GUGGGGUGAUAGUAGGGAGCCGGGAAAGGGCCCGCCCGCUCGGGCUCGCACUCUCAGGCGUGCCGGUUCUCCGCUCAGAGGAGCGCCGCUUCCUCCUUCCCCUCCCUCGCCGAGGCCGGCGCCAUGGCGGGAGGCUGCGGGCCUGCCCGCUGCUCGCCGCGCCGCGCUGCCUGAGCGAGUGGCCGCCGCCCCCGCCGCCUCAGGCUGCGGCUUGCGGGUCUCGUCCCGGCACCGGCAGGAAAAGCCAAAAGUUCGCCUUGCCCCGAGCUGAGCUGCUGGCUGCUCCCGAAGCUGCGGAAGGAAGGGGGGUACAGAGGGGCUCUCCUUGCAUUUCAUGUUUCGUCAUUCUGACAGCAUUUUGGCUUUGAUUCCAUCUUGCUCCUACCUGUUCCUGAACAGUGACGGGGAGAAGAGGCCCCGUCCCACCAUGUCUCGUUACAGCCUCCAUAACCUCCUGGACUGGAUGUAUGGGGGUGUGGACCCCAGCUUUGCUGGCAACGGAGGGCCAGAAUGCGCGGCCUUUCUCUCUGGGCAGCAGCGCUUUCUGGAGAGUUUGGUUUUCCUCACUGUGGGCUUUGUGGAGAUCCUUCUGUCCCUGUGGAAGCUCCGGCAGCUGCACUUCAGGGAGCUGGAGGGUCACCUUCUGCAGCAGCCCCAGACUAAGCAGGAGAGCUUGGGCAAGAACAUGCUGCUGGUUGUGGUCUGUCUCAUCUUUGGGCUGGAGGUGGGGUUCAAGUUUGCCACGAGGACCGUCAUUUAUCUCCUGAAUCCCUGUCAUGUGGUCACUAUGAUGCAGAUUUUCCUCCUUGCCUGUCCCCCGUGUCGGGUUGCAAUGAUCCUCUUCAGGUUGCAGAUGCACAUGCUGAAUGGGGCCCUCCUGGCGCUGCUGUUCCCUGUCGUUAAUACUCGCCUGCUUCCAUUUGAAAUGGAGAUUUAUUAUAUCCAGCAUGUGAUGCUUUAUGUUGUGCCCAUCUAUCUGCUGCGGAAAGGAGGUAUCUACACUCCAGAACAUCUCUGCAAUUUCUGGUGGGCUCUUUUAUCCACGGGGUUUAUGUUUGUGUAUCAUUUUAGCAUCUUGCAGAUUCUGGGAUUGGUUACAGAAGUGAAUUUGAACAACAUGUUGUGCCCAGCCGUCUCAGACCCUUUUUAUGGGCCCUGGUAUCGAAUCUGGGCAUCUGGACAUCAGACUGUCAUGACCAUGACUCAUGGGAAGCUUGUAAUCCUACUGUUUCACAGUGCUGUCCCCAUCUUUAAAUAUAGCAUGGACUUGCUUAGACUUCCAGCUAAGAAAAUAGACUGAAACUUCUCCCCAUGGAGUAGUACAUACAGGAAGCAGAGAUACUUAUACUGGAAACAAAGAGGAGGGACAAGAGGACAAUGUGUUUAUAUUUCUCCCCACAGUUUAUUGCCUCAAAACCACCUCUGUAAUCAAGUGAGGGUUUUUUUUAACUGCUGUUUCUCACUGCCUAUUGCCAGUGGCAAAAUUAGUGGCCUUAUUCUGGAAAAGGUUCAUGUUUUAUACAUUUUUGUGUAGGUUGCAGUAGAAUCUUGCUCAACCACCGUUUAAAAUUAGGCCAGGAUCUGUCCACAUUCCAGCAAAGAGAGUGGCAGUGCUACCUCGUUUUGACUUGUUUUCCAUUCAGUAUAAGUACACUUGUAUCACAGGAUAGGAAAUGAAGCUGAAUUGCAACAGUCCCCUGAUGUGAACAGAACACAUGGUGACAUGCUUCAUCCAGACUUAACUCAGUGCUUGGGGCUUGCAGAGGAUCCCAGUGAAAUGAUGUACACUUAUUGUCCCAGCCCUAAGUGCAAACCAGAGAGGUUCUACUGUAUUUUCUUUAAGCUGGUUGAAAAUGUUGGGGAUCAAGAACUCCUUCAAAAAUUUCUCUUUUUCAUGUUUUGAAUCAACUUCUUCAUUUGUGAGCUACUGUGGAUGAAUAUCUGGCUAAGUCUCAUCAGAUGUUGAUGCUUUGGAGAUACUGUCAUUUGAGUGAGUGGAAAAGCACCACAUGGAAAUAAUUUCAAAAGAUCCCGUUACAUAUACGCUGUUACAAGUUAUUUCAUCCACUGUUGGGGCCUGACUUGGAACAACAUGGUUUUUUCACUUAGCUUAGACUGGAGAGGGAGUGGAGAUAGGAAGUCAAAUGUAACCAUCACUUUUUUGUUACUUAAAAGCUUUGAAAGGGUUCCUCCUCUGUGUUUGAGGUUGGGAAUGAACCCUUCCAUUCCUACACUCCCUAAGCAGAGUGGUUAGUGAAGAAACAAAUUGAAACUGUGUUCCCUCUCUACAGCUCAAAUACAUUGUGUACACUGAUUUUAAAAUAUGGCUAUAGACAGGGAGGUCAAAUCAGUGCAGGUCUCUGACAAGAAAGUGCUCUAAUUUACUAGUGUGACUAAAUCUUCCUGGUAACAUCUCUUGGGGAACAGGAUCUAGAUAGGCAGAAUGGUAAAUAAUAAACCACGUGAAGCUGCUCAAAUUUUCCAAGGCUACAGGAAAACCUGUUGGGCAGAAAGAUGGGAAGUCUUGAGUGUGUUCCUCCAGAUGGUUAAUUGUGUCUGUUACACAGACUGUUGUGUUGCAGGGCUGCAGGAAUUCUGUUGUACAAAAGUUUGUUGUGAUUUAUGGAUUCAUUGUGUUGUCAAAGCUGUGACUUGUAAGAUAAAACCAUCAUACCUCCUCCAGCUGGAUCACCUGAAGACAUAUUCUGAAGUUAAGGUACAGUCAUUGAUACCUCAAAAGGGCAAAGUGAGAAUAAGAAGUGAUAUUUUGGUUUUCGCCUUAAACAAGAAACAUUUCCCCUGGAAUGGAACAAAUGGCUGUUUCAAAUGUCUUUAUUCCAGAUGAUGAAAAGAAACUACAUCUCCAUCAGAAAUAUAUCACCCCACGUUAGAUGUUGUCCCUCAUUGCAAUUCCCAAACUGGUUGCUGGCUUUCUUCCAUGCCAUGCUGUGUAUAUAUGCACAUAAUCAAUAUGCUCUACCCUCACAACUUGAGAACAUGCCACAUAGACCCAAACUACCCUUCAGACACUUCUCUGGAGUCUUGGUUACACAGACUGCACAGCUCCUUAUGGUUUUAAUCGGAAUUCAACUUGAGAAAGCGGAGCACCUGCUAGUGAAAACUACCAGUGUACUGAGUUCCCUGUCAGUUGUUGAUCCUGCACGUGCCUGAGUUCAUAAUGAAUUUCAUCAAGUCUCACCAGUGCCUGGGUACAGCUGGUGCAUCUUGCUGCAGUGUUUGAAGCUGUGUUGGUAUUGAAGGCCUGGCUGUGUCUCUGGAAGCUCACUUAAUUAGCUGCUGAAGGGAUGGAAGUUGUGCUCUUUGUUGCAGCAGAUUCAGUAUUUCCUGAUGAAAUGCAGGACAUUGCUGGGAGAUGCCCAGGCACGGUGCUGGAUGUUAGAGUGCCCCUAUUAAUACACUUCAUCUCCUGUGAAUGGCUGAAUGAAAUGUAAGUGAUUCUUCCCUCCCCACAGUUACUGUCAAGUGUCUCAUGGGUUAUCUAUUUACUUAAGAAUGUCAUGAAAUCCCUUCUGUUGGUUUCAGUGCUGUUGAGCAGGAGUGUUUGGUAUUGCAAUAGAAUGACUUGAACCAAAUUUUGCAAAUGCUAUUUGGUAGUAUGAACCUUACUUAGGGUUUGGUUUUGAAGAGGAGUCUUUCCUGUUUAUUUUUUCUUCAGAAUAUUGAACCUACUGGAAAAAUUUCUGAGUUAUGUGAAAGUAGGAACAGAACAUUUCCUAUCUAUAGUGAUAUGCUUCAGGGCAUUCUAAACCAGUUCAAACCAGCUGCUUUUGCCACCAUUGGCUGCCUCUGGUCAACUAAGACUGCAGAAGCAUUUAACUAAGUGCAGGUGUUUUGCUUGGAAGGCAGGAUAUGUGAGCUCUUCUGACUGACUCAAGUAGCAGGAAGGGCAAUGGUAAAUAUAGCCAACAGGAGGGAAAUCCCUGGGGCAGCUGGGACAAAGGGUUCUUGGUGUAGUUGUAUUCCUUGUACUGUUGUCUUUGACAGCAAGGCCACUGUCUGUGAUUGCUCCCACCUUCCCUGCAUCCUGGAUGUCUGUCACUGUGCUGAGACCUGUUAACACUGGUUCUGUUGUUUUGAGUCACUCUAUUAAUUUCAGACCCAGUUUCACAACGUGGAGUAUGCUGACAGAACUGCUCAUGAAAGCCAAUGGGACAGUCAUAUUCCCUUCCAAACCUUACCUGUGCAGCUUCUCCAGCUCUGCUAUGCUAAUUUAAGUUGCUGAUAUGGCUAAAUGCAAAAGAAGCACUAGCAAACCCACUGCUGUGCUCAGUCAGGAGUUCAGUAUUGGAGCUGCUGUAAGACAGCUGAAUGUUGCAACCAGAGUCAGGUGGGAGGGAAGGCAGAGGACUGUUCACUCUUCUUGAUGGUGAACUGCUGCUUCUUUGCUUCUGUAUAGCAUCAGUGAAGCUGCCUGAGCCAGAGUGGAACCUCUGAGGUUGGAAAAGACCCUUAAGGUCGUAUUCACCCAGUACUGCCACAGCCACCACUAACUCAUGUCCCUCAGUGCCACAGCUACACAGCUUUGGGAUCUCUCCAGGGAUGGGAGCCUGGCACAGGGCUUAACAGCCCUUUUGGGGGAGAAAUUUUUCUGAUCUAAACCUUGCCUAGAGCAAUUUGAGGCAGUUUCCUCUUGUCCUAUCAUUCAUUACUUGAGGGAAGAGACAGAUCCCCACCUCACUACAACCUGUUCUCCAGGCUGAACACCCCUAUUCCCUCAGCUGCUCCCCACCACACUUGUGCUCCAGCCCCUUCCCCAGCACCGGUGCCCAGCACUGGACACGCUACAGCCCCUCUGUGUCUUUCCUGUACUGAGGUUCCUGAGAGUUUAACUUACUCCCUCCUUCCCCAUGUCUCUUUUUGAAGGAUCUUUAAACUCAACAUUUUGGUUUGGUUUAUGGUACGGUGCCACAAGAAACUGUUUCAGCAAAACUGAGACACAGACAGGGAUGAAGAACAGGUCAGAAUGGGAGCAGAAAGGUAACAAACUCCUGAAGCUAAUGGCUUGGCACUUCCUUUAUCCCUCAGCUAUCUCUGGUAUCUGUUUGGGAUAGGCAUCAGACAGAGCUUGCAGGAGAUGGGUUGGACUGGGAGAGCAGGAUACUUCAUCUCCAUGGGGGUUGUUUAUUCUCUUCCUGGCAGAGGCUCAUUUGCUUUUCCUGAAUGCUUUAUUUUAUAGGCAGUUAUAUGGAUGAUUUAUUUGGUUCCUUUUAUGCUUAUUUAUGCUGGAAAUUUAAAGAGCAAAACUGUCCUGCUGUUCUUGAAAGCUAAUUGGAAUUCUUUUCCAUGGUAUUAUAUACACAGUCCACAUCAAGACAACUUGAAGCUGUUGCCUGGUACCUGAGAUGAGAUUUUACAUCGCAGCAGUGCUGUGCAGAACUGAAAGGGCCGUCCUGGUCCUCCCAGGUCAAAUGGUCCCAGGUCAUUUGUCUCAGUACUGACAGUUAUGAAAACAUCAGCAAUAGCUAUGGGGUAGAGUUCCUUUCAGUGGGAACCUACACUGACUGUAACAUCUCACCCUGAGGGGACUGGUUUGCAAACUGAGCACAACAGCAGAAAAAAUUCUUGUGCAGUGCUAAUGCUGAGACUGAAGAGAGUGAAGCUGGUGUGUACUGAAGUGCCUGAACAGAGCCCUGUCCUCUCCUCAUGUUUAGUACUGAUGGGCACUGCAACCACAAGAAACAAGGAGUGAUAAAAGUGAUUACUUUCUGCUGGUGAAUGGUUGUCUGAGUUUUCUUCUAAGUGUACACAUAAAUGAAGCAUUUUUGUAACUGAAACGGAGUUGUUUACUGAUGGGUUUGUGUGUGCAGCCUUAGAGUUAAGUGGCCCUCCAAAGCAGGAAAGUGAGCUAGUAAAAUUUCUGUACCCACUGUAACAUCUGGUAAUUCCACCUGUGACUUGUGAGGUGAUUGUGCCAAGGCUCUUGCUGUCCAGGAUAGCUGCAGUGCUAUUUGUCAAGGACUCAGGCACAGUAGGCAGUGUUUGAGCUGGAUCCAUUUGUGUAAUUUCCUCCUAUUAAGCGCUGAACAAUUUGCAUCCUAUUUCUUUUGAAGGGUGAAAAUUGUGACCAUGGGGCUUGUGUCAAUGAAAGAAGAGCCACAGUCCAUGUCCACACACCUAUGCUGGGUUUAGGUUCAGCUUCUUAGGGCUUGGCAAGUGCUGGUUAUAAGCAAACCCUACUCAUACUUAAGCAGAUGUUGCUUCACUGAAGGUGGGAGAUGGGAAGUCAGUCCAUUUGCAUUUCUCCAUCUAUUUCUGGCCACAACCAGGGGUUUGAUAUUUCUGUAUAUUUGAUAGCAUUUUGUAAAGUCCAGUUGGAUUUUUCUUUCAGAAAUGGCUAUUUGCAACUGUUAAAUUCCUGUACCUUGUAAGUCCUGCCUCCAGAGCACAGGCCUUUGUUUUCUGUGCAUCUGUAGGUAAUGGGAAAUACAGACGUGCCGUUUUCCUCACUCGUGCAAUUGUUUCACUAGAGGCAGAUUCUUAGGAAUGAAAUUCGUUGUAAUGGUUAACAAAGCUCUGAAAAGGCCAAAAACCCAGAAGAGGGCAUUCCUCAGCCCUGGGAGGAGGUGAGUUUUCUACAGGCAGACAGGUCCAUGUGGACAUUUUCAUUUUUCCAGUGACAAGCCUCAUAAAUCUGUUGCUUCUUGUGAUCUCGUGCUCAGUGAUAGUGCUGUAAAUCUGUCUCACAGCUUUUAGUGUGACUGGGGCAAAGACAAGCUGGGGUUUUUUAAAACCAAAUUUCUUUUUCUUCAGGGUCAAUUUUGUACUUUUUCCAAAGGAUUUCUGUGUCUCCUGAGUCCUUAUCUCCAUGCUGCAGAGGAUGCAGCAGGCAGAUACAUGAGCGCUGCCACCCCACUCACCCUCCAGGCUGUGCUGGGGAGCUGGGGCUGCUCAGGCACUGAGCACAAAGCUGUUUGGGAACUUGCAGUUCCAGUUGCUCAACCCUCCCGUUCAAGGUUGUCAUUGUCCAGGCACAGAAGAGCAGGGCAAGGGCAGGGGUGGCUGUGGAGAGGCUCAGCUGCCAGAUGCUGAUAGUUCUGAAGGCUUUGUAAGAGUGUUAUAGAUUUUGUAAACUUUUUAACGUGCUCCAGCUUGGUUCUGAGGUAACAUUUACAAACAAGGGGUCAUUUCUGUACUUGUUUUUGUAUUUUGAUGAUUCUUUUUUCAUUGUUGUGCCCCAAGUUCAUAGAUUUGGGCAAAUAAUUGUUAAACUUUGAAUCAAAUAAAUGCAUU
This is a messenger RNA of Colius striatus (speckled mousebird), 7251 nucleotides long. RefSeq names its product transmembrane protein 164 (gene TMEM164). The record is from RefSeq and is a predicted model, not a curated record. NCBI's taxonomy places the organism in Eukaryota, Metazoa, Chordata, Aves, Coliiformes, Coliidae. Bases 335 to 1300 code for a protein of 321 amino acids. The transcript is spliced from 7 exons.